Xenopus laevis (African clawed frog) is the source of this 2461-nucleotide messenger RNA. RefSeq names its product cholinesterase. The record is from RefSeq and is a predicted model, not a curated record. The coding region runs from base 286 to 2058 and encodes 590 amino acids. Lineage: Eukaryota; Metazoa; Chordata; Amphibia; Anura; Pipidae. The transcript is spliced from 4 exons.
UUAUAUGUUUUGAGGAUUAUCCAAAUACCGUUCUUGAUUUAUUUCUUUCUUGUUCAUAUUCCUAUUUGGGUUUGGGUGGGGUGCAACAGUUGUUCCUCUUGCAGGAGUGUGAGUAUGUGAUACAGAAUGUCUGGGAGGGAUUAGCUGCUUCUUCUUAAAAGCAAACUCUCUGUUAGACUUUCUGCAUUGUUGGAGAAGACAACUGAGCAGGGAGCUGUUGCCAUUGGCGGCUGCUCGCCCUUGGGAACUGAAUUGGAUAAAAGGUGCAAUACGCCAGUUAACAAGAUGUUGACAAUCAAGCCCAUGGCUAUAAUCUGCUUCUCCACAUUGUGUUUACUUCUCGUGGACUGCAUCAUUUCUGAGGAUCAUAUCGUCAUUACCAAACACGGAAAAGUAAAAGGGGUGCAGAUAUCAGUACCCUCUGGUACAGUUACAGCUUUUCUUGGAAUUCCAUACGCAGAGCCCCCAGUUGGCGAAUUAAGAUUUAAAAAACCUGAGCCUCCAAAGUCAUGGUCAGAUGUGCUGCAUGCUUUAAACUAUAGAAAUUCCUGCUUUCAAAUAGCAGAUGAAACAUUUCCAGGCUUUUCUGGUUCUGAGAUGUGGAAUCCAAACACAGAAGUGAGUGAAGAUUGCCUGUAUCUUAAUAUAUGGGUUCCAGAUCCACAACCAAAAGGUGCAAGUGUCAUGGUUUGGAUAUAUGGUGGUUCCUUUGAAACCGGGACAUCUUCUCUUGAUGUGUAUGAUGGCAAGUUUCUGGCACAAUCUGAACAGGUCAUUGUGGUAUCAAUGAACUACAGAUUAGGUGCCCUGGGAUUUUUGUCAUUUCCUGGAAAUUCUGACGCUCCAGGAAAUGUUGGCCUCUUUGACCAGAGAUUGGCUCUUCAAUGGGUUUAUGAGAAUAUUGCAGCAUUUGGUGGGAAUCCUCAAAGCAUAACCAUUUUUGGAGAAAGUGCUGGAGCAGCCUCAGUAAGUUAUCAUUUGCUUUCUCCAAAAAGCCACACAUAUUUUACAAGAGCCAUUAUGCAAAGUGGUUCUGCUAACGCUCCUUGGGGUGCUGUAAAUAAAACAGCAGCCAGGCACAGAGCUUUGAUAUUAGCCAAUCAGCUGGGUUGUUCUUACAAGACUGAUAACAAAAUCAUUGCCUGCCUUCGUACCAAAACUCCCAAUGAGAUAUCUGAGAAAGCUUAUUCUGUUAUUCCAUCCAAUGAGAGAUCAAUAAUAGAAAUUACUUUUCCUCCUGUCGUUGAUGAAGAUUUUCUCACAGAAAUGCCAGAAAAGUUGUUAAAACUUGGUCAACUUAAAAAGAACACAGAUAUUUUAACUGGAGUUAAUAAGGAUGAGGGAUCAUAUUUCCUUGUAUAUGGAAUUCCGGGAUUCAGUAAAGAUCAUGAGAGUUAUAUAAAUAGAGCACAGUUUGAAGAAAGUGUCAGAUUAUCUUUCCCAAAAGCAACAAAACUUGCAGUAGACUCCAUCCUGUUCCAUUAUACAAACUGGGAAGAUGAAGAGGAUCCGGCUCUUUAUCAUGAUGCCAUGGAUGACAUUGUUGGAGAUUCCAAUUUUAUAUGUCCUCUACUGGAAUUUACAAGGAGAAAUGCGGACCUUGGGAACAAUGUUUAUCUGUACUACUUUCAACACAGAUCUUCCCAGCUUGCUUGGCCUGAAUGGAUGGGAGUCAUGCAUGGCUAUGAGAUUGAGUUUGUAUUUGGAAAGCCAUUGGAGAAGAAACUUAAUUAUACCAAAAAAGAGGAAACACUGAGCCGUACAGUAAUGAGACAAUGGGCUAAUUUUGCAAAAACAGGGAACCCAAAUGGGGCGGAACCGUUGCAAAACCAAUGGCCUGCUUUUACUCUUGAUGAUCAACAUUACACAGUGAUAGACACGGAGGACGUAUUGACAAAACAGAAAAUGCGAAUCAAACAAUGUAAAUUCUGGAAUGAAUUCUACCCCAAAGUCUUGCAAAUCAGAGAUCCUGUUCACUGCUCUGCCAUUGGUAUCACUGUUACCAGAAGUUUGUCCUUGGUUACUAUGAUACAUUUGCUGAUAAUUAAUAUGAUGUGAGUUGACCAAUGCUUUGCUUGUUGGCUACUCUUCUCCAUGGACAGGCCAUCCUCUGCUUCAUGAAGCCCUUAUAGAGACUGUUAAUACAUUUUGCUGCACAUUUCAGUAUGGAAGACUUCCCUAGUAUAUGGUUUGACUUUGCGUUCAUUGUCCGACUUGUGGCAACACAAUGGUUUGAUGGGCUUAACUUUAUACUAUAAUUAUUUUGUUUAUACUAACAUACUGUAUGUACAGGAAUAUGAGAAAGUAGGUACAACUCCAUGUAAAGUUUCUUCUUCUUUUGUAAUAUGUGGACAUCAAUAUUUUAUCUUCAUCCAAACAGUAUAUAAAGAUAAAGAUGAUGUAACUGUUCAAAAAAAAACCAAGACGCAUUUGCAAUAAUUCAAUAAAAAAUUUCCAGCUA